This is a messenger RNA of Fimicolochytrium jonesii, 1824 nucleotides long. RefSeq lists its product as uncharacterized. The record is from RefSeq and is a predicted model, not a curated record. Bases 302 to 1549 code for a protein of 415 amino acids. NCBI's taxonomy places the organism in Eukaryota, Fungi, Chytridiomycota, Chytridiomycetes, Spizellomycetales, Powellomycetaceae. The transcript has 2 exons.
UACGUUCGCGCAGUUGCGCCGCGACAACUCCGCCGACGCUUUUUCCACAGCUCCUUUUUCAACAUUGCUUUUGGGAAUGGCGAAACCACACACACCCAACUGACCUGAGCCUUUGUGGGAUAUCUAAACCAGGUAUGAGGAGCAACGCUAGCUGGUCUGUUUAGGGCAGGAAGUAUUUGGAUUGCUGACCUUUACUAAGCAGAACUCCUGAAAAGCGCCAACCCCCAAACAACGUGCUACUAGCAAACCUUUGGCGCCCUGCGAAAGUGGAAGAAGCCCUCCUAGCACGUUGACACAAAGGAUGCCACAGACCCGGAACCAGUUGCUCCGUGCGGCGGUGGCAAAGGACAGGGAAACCCAUGUGUUUUGCGAUAUAUGGAAUCAGACAUCAAAUGAGCCCUGUUCAAGAGCUCCCCUCCGCCGCAAGGCCAGCAGUGCCAAGGGAGUUGCCCAACACUUCACUCUCUUGAAUGAAGAAAUGCGUUCCUGGCUGCGUACUUCCCAACACUUCCAUCUACGGGCCCCCGAGCUUGCCGACACAGUGCAGUUGUACGGGUGCAAGUCCUGCAUGAAGAAAGUGAGAGCGGAUUGGCGGAGCACGCUUCCUCUCCCCAGCGGUGACGGCACUUCUCCCCGCAGCGGUGACACUCCUCCCCCCAGCAGUGACGGCACUCCUCCCCCCAGCGGUGACGGCACUCCUCCCCCCAGCGGUGACAGCACUCCUCCCCCCAGUGGCGAUGCUGCCAACCUGCCCCCUCCCACUGUGCGUACUCAGUCUCACGUUGAUAUUCGCCUCCCCAAGCGACUCAUGCGCCCACUUCAGUGGAAGUUUAGAGGUAAUGCCCCUCCUGACGCUGAAGGUCGCCGCAGCCAGUCCCGUACAACAUCUGGUGUCCUCGAAGGUUCAUCCGCAAAGCCGUGGGACAAACUGGAGAUGCUGUUCUUCCUCGGACUCACGGAUGAGGUUGAAGAUGAAGACAAGGGGGAUGACAGGAUUGACGAACCGACGACGCCAGGGCCUGAGGGGAGGACCUACGCAGCAAAGCUGCAGAUGCUCAUGGAGAACCCACUUGAGGAUGAGCACGGCCAGCUCCUUUUCCCUAUCGGAAACAUGGAACGGUUUAUUGAUCAUAUGAAUACCACAUGCGAUGGGCUGUUUGACAUGAAGAUGACCACGGUCGUCGGGGACGUGCCUCUGAAGCGCAGCUCAAAGUGGAGUGAGAAACACCGCGAUAGGAUCCGCCGCAGAGUGUUCAUCUCGAUCCUGCUCGAUUUUAGCACCCAACACCUUCAUGCGAAUCACCUCCAGCGCUGGAUGUCCACCCAGCUCCAGCUUUCCAACGUCAGCACCGAUCAGCAGACAAAGAUCGCCAGGGUUGGCCUCUCCCUUGUCCCGCAACCCAACACUGUCCGAGCGCAGGCUGCCAUUGCCGCUCACAAAGGGGACGUGUCCGCGCAACUUGCGCUUCCAAACACAUCCGCCGUGGUUCUCGUUGAUGAUUUCAAUUGGCAUCAGGGGAGAGGCACGCCAAAUGAGCGGGGAAAGUGAUCGAUUACCCGGACAACAGCAAAUGUUGGAGUGCGUACUUGGGAUGUAUCGAAGAUGCCUCGCCUACCUUCUGGGCUGGGGCUGUUGCGCCCCAAUUUUCACACAAUCGGGUUUGCAGAGGAUCAGCAUGUUCUUUCGCAGUAUUGUCGGCUGUUGGAUCGGACACUGACAUCCUACAUUGUCAAACGUGGGAACGGAGGGGAAAUACGCCAUAUGUAUGACACCCGGCGCUUGGAUCAGGUGUGCUCCAUCAAAAACUUUGUGGCGUUGGCAAG